UUUGGUAGAAAUAUACCAGUGCCCUAAUUUUUUUGGAGCUGAUUAUCUGGUACCUUCUGCCCCCUACCUGACUCGUGCUAUACUAGCGUUAGAAGAUGUAAUUCAUACUCCAGUUAAAUUCGUAAAUUGCCGGAACAGUGAGCUGAACGGUAUUUCUUACGCUUCGAUUAUUUACUUUGAAAUACACAUGGUAAAUGAAAAUUCACAGUUAAAAAAAAUGUGUUCCAUUACAGAAAAGGGUUCGACAACUUCAAUUGUAGUGAAGAAACCAGCUCGAAAAUUUACUGCUUUUGCUAAAAUUGCUGCCGCUGCAAAUUCAGCACGUAAACAUCGACCACUACCUGAGAGAAUUCUCUAUCCAAGAAGUACGAGGACUUUGGUGAAGACACCAGUUCUUGGAGGAACUCCAAUUAAUGAAGAGACAUGCAUGGAAUUGAGAAUGGUGGUUUUCGGAAGUAGCGCAAGUCCACCGAAAGUCGAAUGGGCCAGAACUGGAUUGACACUCCGACCUCCAAAUCAAUCUUUGAGUUUUGGAUUAAGAUCGCCGAGAAAUUCAACUCGAGGUCUUAUCACCACGGUUCAAGCAAUUAUGCUUAAACAUUUUUUAUUCAAGGCCAAUAAUCAGGACAAAAUGACAUCUGAAACUUUAUUGAAGCCGAAUUACGACCAACAAAUGGAAGUUCUAGCUUGCGCAAUAGCGGAAAUAAUUUGGCGAUGUGCUGGUGGUUUUGCAACGCAAAGUGCAAGUUCCGUGAAUUUGAAUACGGUAUCGAAUAUUAGCAUCCCCAAAGCCAUUGUCACUUUACCGCAAGAAACGCCAUAUCUUCAGCACAGCGUUCAGUAUUUUCAAGAUGGAUUAACUGAAACUUUACAUUUGUUCGAAUUCACUUCUUUGGAGGAUUUGGAAAUAUUCAUCAAACGUUAUUUAUAUCUCUUUCAAGAUGAAGGUUCACCGGGGGCGAAAUUGCUUCUUUACAGCGCAGUUCUCUCCAGAGGAUUUUCAAAAAUUCGUAGUGAUUUAGAAGACUCAAAGGGCUCUUUAUUAAGCGGAUCUCCGGAAGAAGGUCCUUUGUCCUUGGUUCUUCUUGCUCUCACCGGAAGAGCUUCCCCUCAUCUUCAUAAUGGUGUCGUUCACGUUGGUGAUGAAAACACUUACGCGGUUCCGCAAUGGGGCGUUCUGGUCAGAAGCGAGAUAGGAUUUUUAAUUCACGAGGGAGACGGACAACUUAAUAGGCAGCCAGGAUCACGAUUAAAGACACCAAGUCUACCGAUCUGGGUGACCCUUUGUCUUGGACAUCAUGGAGUUAUCUUCAACACUAAUCGUGAACUUCUCAGGAACUAUCACGCUGAACGGCGAUUCGAUGUUCAAUACUACACUUGCGGUGGGAGUCACGCCACAUUAACCAUAGACACCAAAGCGAGAGAAAACGCUUCGGGUUUGGAAGGAAGGGAAGCGAAGGAAUCCCUCGACAUGGCAGCAACACCUUUAGAAAAACUCAUUCAUUCCAAAUGGCAGGACGCGGAGGUCCAGUGGAAUGGAACUCCCAUGCUGUGAGGAAAUCUUCGCUCUAAAAACGAAUUUACGAAUUAAGUUCUACUUCGAAUUUUUCAAAAUUCAAAUUAUUAAAUUAGCACAUAUUUAAUGAAUUCUAUUAGUUCGAAUUCUAUUGAAUUGAAAAAUCAAAUCGAAUUCAAAAAGUAAUUUCUAUUUUUAGUCAAUCAAUUUGAUUCUAAAAAAAAAAAUUUCUCUUGAAAAAAAGACGAAUUAGGAAAAAGACGAUUAAAAAAAUAGUAAAGUCAAAGAAAAUUUUUCAUAAUUAUCAUAAUUUAAAUUUUAAAAGAAGUCUUGAAAAACGAUAUUAACAGAAAUUUUUUUUAUAUCCUUUUUUGUAAUUUAAAUAACAAUUUUCAAAAAAUGGGAUUUAUUGUUAAUGUUAUCGAAGGGAACUGGAUAUAAUAAUUAAUGAGACGAUAUAAUUUUUCGAUUAAGUAAUUAAUUAUUAUUGUUACGAUGAGUUCAUUGAUCUAAAAACGCCUAUCGUGCAAGUGUAAGACGUUGUUUCAUCGAUUCCAAAUCAAACAAUGCUUUACAAAGGCUUGUAAAAUUUAGUAUCACGCUAUGCAUAUCUGUUUUCAGAAAGAAUAAAAUUAUGUCAAUUUUAAUGACUUGUUUAGUUGUGCCACAUAUAUAAAAAAUAUAUAGAAAACGAAAGUAAAACACAGAGUAGAAAAAAUUGUGUAUAUUGCUAAUUAAUUUGCAUUUGCAAAGUUUCGUCGAAUUAAUAAAAGCAUAUUUUUUAGGAAAUAAA
Leptopilina heterotoma is the source of this 2309-nucleotide messenger RNA. RefSeq names its product inactive ubiquitin carboxyl-terminal hydrolase MINDY-4B. Bases 188 to 1555 code for a protein of 455 amino acids. Lineage: Eukaryota; Metazoa; Arthropoda; Insecta; Hymenoptera; Figitidae. The record is from RefSeq and is a predicted model, not a curated record. Gene Ontology annotation, biological process: protein K48-linked deubiquitination. Gene Ontology annotation, molecular function: K48-linked deubiquitinase activity; cysteine-type deubiquitinase activity. The transcript has 11 exons.